Molecule: messenger RNA, 992 nt
Organism: Zychaea mexicana
Lineage: Eukaryota; Fungi; Mucoromycota; Mucoromycetes; Mucorales; Lichtheimiaceae
Exons: 1
Coding region: 172-768 (198 amino acids)
Source: RefSeq, a predicted model, not a curated record
CCUAUCUUCCUUAUGGGCCACACACCCCACUUUGAUUUAUCUCGUUCUGCAAUCGUUCCCGCUUAGCUUUAGGUCUAGGGCUACGUGGCGGGUGGGGGGGGGGGGAGAAAGUAGAUCCUGCGUGGUCUCAUAGGCGGCGUGGCAGCCAAGGAUUGUCAGGGUACUAGGGUUAUGUUUGUGAGAAUGUUUAAGAUCCCUGAACGAUUGCUUCACGUAUCACAUCACUAUCAGACACACACUUAUCACGGAUCCAUGAGCCCCGAUCUCGUCGUUACGAAUGGCAAAGUUUCAUAUUACAUGAUUGAAGCCGGCAGCCUCGUCGCUCCCCCACAUCGGCAGGAUCCGAAUUUCGUUGACCGAGAAACGAAGAAGGGUCCGGGAGAUCGCGGCAGAUUGCUGAAAAUAGCGAGUGAAUCUUUAUCCACAAGUCGGCUCCAUUCUAAAUUGUGGGGUCGGAGAGAGAGACCCUGCACUCUUGCUUCAUCCAACGCCCCCCCCCCAGAAAACAAAAAAAAAGGAGAAACACUGCCUUUUAAUGAUAAGCCUGACUCGCUGACAGAUACCCAAUGGCACCUCUUGGUCGGUUGUGUCGGCAGCAAAAAAAAGAGCCCUCUGGGAUUUCCUCAACUACCCCUCACUUGGGAAAAUCAGGAUAUUAUUAUCGUUCAAUAUAAAAGAAGAAAGUCAAACGCCGCCGCCUAUUGGCCCUGUUGUGUCACCCGCACAGAUAUCGGCUUGCACCCCCCCCCCCCGUAUCUUCCUUUUUGAUUUCGCAUUAUCAAUAAAGAAUGCGUGACACCCACCUUAACCUUGCUAUCAUCAACCCAUAAGAGGAUGUGGGGGGGCUCGUGCACUUGGAAGGAAGGUUACGGAACAACAGCGCUUACUGUCACAGCAUGACUCCCCUCUUUACUGACGACCUGGUUUUUUCAAAAGGCUGUGGUGGAUUUCUUGUGGAGUGACACGCACACAUUCUCUUUUUCUUUCCGUUU